GUGUUUUUGUAUAAUGGAAUCAAAGUUUUAUGUUAGUUUGAGGCUAAUGCAUGAUUUUAAGUAUGUCUGUGAAUGGCAUGCAUCUAGUUACAGCAACUUGCAUUUUUGAUAAGCUGAAUUUCCAAUGCAAUUUUUGCACAGAUCAACAUGAAAUAAUCAGUCUGGACAUGUGAUAUAAAGUUUGUAAGUUACCUACAAGGAGAAAUGAUGGAUUGGACAAAGUUGUUCAGUGGAGCAAGGUGCGAUGCUCCACUGUUUAAUUAUGCAGUAAAACGAGCUGAUCCAAGAGACCUACGUACUGUAUUUUACAAGUAUGCUAGUGUUAAAAAAGAUGAAGAGCGUUUUAUCACUCCAACAGAUCUUAUACGAGAUCUUCUGCAAAUGGAUGCAGCAUGUUUUAAUGAAAAGACCUUAUCGUUGUUUUCUGGUGUUGUUAAUGAAUCGCGAAAUGGAUUGAUCUCCUUUGAAGAGUUCCAAGCCUUUGAAGCCAUGCUGUGCAAUGUUGAUGCAAAGUUUCGAUUGUGUUUUAACAUGUUCGACAGGGAUGGGAAAGGAACAAUAACAUUUGAUCAGUUUAAAGAAAUAAUGAGCAGUCAAACACAUGCUCAAAAAUACCCAUUCGACUUUAACUCAGAAUUCGUGACCACCUAUUUUGGCCCUGAGAAGAAAGGUGGAAUUACUUAUCCUGAAUUUACACAUUUAAUUCAGGGUUUAAAUAAAGAAUAUGUCCGACAACUGUUUCGAUCAAAAGCGAAAGAAAACGGUCAAAUAUCAGCUUUGCAAUUUUCUGAAAUCAUGAAAGUGGGAUAUAGCCAUAAGUUGACACCUUACAUUGUGGACAACAUGAUGGCGGCUGUUGGCGCUCACACUAGUAGUCGACAAGUUAGUGCUGCAUAUUGUAUGGCGUUUUAUGAUUUACUGACCAACUUAGGAAUUAUAACUAGAAUCUUCAAAGAUGCUGCAGAUAGUAAUAAAUUUACAGAAUUAACUAAAGAGGAAAUUCUUCAAGCAUCUUUAAAGUAUCCUCAGGUCACUCCAAUUCAAAUUGAGAUUUUGUUUGACAUUUGCACAGUGCCAUAUCCAGGUAAAGGAAAAGUCUCACUUGUUGAUACUUUCAAAUUAACACCAAAGAGAGAUCCACUGACUGUUUUUUCUAAGAUACACGAAUUCAAGCAUUAUGAGAAACAAGGAGAAGUAAUCGAAGAAGCGAACAAACAGCCAGUGUUCAUGCAAGUGUUAGAAUCAGGAUAUAGAUUUGGUCUCGGUUCGAUCGCAGGGGCCAGUGGUGCCGCAGCAGUAUAUCCAAUAGAUCUUGUCAAAACUCGCUUACAGAAUCAACGAAGCGUUUUAGGGUCUGAACGCUUGUACAAUAACAGUUGGGACUGCGCACGCAAAGUUCUACGGAAUGAAGGAGUCGUUGGUCUUUAUAGAGGUCUUAUACCUCAACUGAUUGGAGUGUCCCCAGAGAAAGCUAUCAAAUUAACAACAAAUGAUUUUGUACGAAGUAAAUUUACAGAUAAAGAUGGUGAAAUCCGUUUGAUUGGUGAAAUCCUUGCUGGAGGUUGUGGUGGAGGAGCACAAGUCUUGUUCACGAAUCCGAUAGAAAUUGUUAAAAUUCGUAUGCAAGUUGCAGGUGAAGCGGGUCAUAACGCGGGUGCAUUGACUCUUGUUCGUGAGCUAGGUCUGACAGGCUUAUACAAGGGUGCAAGGGCUUGCUUUCUUAGGGAUGUUCCAUUCUCUGCCAUCUACUUUCCAUGUUAUGCUCAUCUGAAAUCCAGUUCAGCAGAUAAGAACGGUUACAACAGUCCACUCACGUUGUUUACUUCAGCUCUGACUGCAGGCGUACCUGCAGCGUACCUUGUGACACCUGCCGAUGUCAUUAAGACGAGGUUACAAGUUAAAGCUCGACGAGGACAACAAACAUAUCGUGGUGUCGUUGACUGUGCACGAAAGAUCUACCAGGAGGAGGGUGGCACUGCGUUUUUCAAAGGAGGGCCAGCACGAAUAUUUCGGUCUUCCCCGCAGUUUGGUGUAACACUUUUGGUCUAUGAACUGCUUCAAAGAAUGUUUUAUAUCGACUUUGGUGGAGGUUACACAAAGACGGAAGUUACCCCAGUCAAUCCGGAAGUUUCCCUUCAUCCGGAUCAUAUCGGUGGAUUACGACUGGCUGUUUCUUCAUUUUCUGGAGUGGAAUCAAAAUUUGGAUUAAUGCUACCAAAAUUUAAUUCAGCGCCAAAGCCUUCAGCCACACCUUAGGAACAUUCAAGAAUUUAUUUGACCGGAAGUUGUUUGUAGUUGUUGGUAACCGUGCGUUCGGUUUUUGAAAAAGAUAAUGUAUUUAUUUAUAUUUCGUCGUACGUGAUCACCGUGCGUGGUGACACGGACAGCAUAUACGCUAAUACUGCGAUAUAUUUUUAGUGGUUUUGAUACUUUUUUGUACUGUGAGAAUAGCAGCAAGGAGUUCGAAACGCGAAAAAAGUUUUUACUGCUUUGUUAUUUAACAUGCAAAUUUCUUAUGUGCUCACUGUCGUCAGUUACAAAAACAGAAUUAUUUAUAUCAUAAUUUUUAUUUCUUUUUACAAAGCAAACACAAAAAUGUAGAGAAGUUAACGUUAUUUUCUUUCUCUGAUAUUCGAGUUCCCAGCAUCCGUCAUUUUGUCACUGUUGAUUAACCUUAUUCAGACUGGGGGCUUUUUUUAACCCCCCUCUCAAUUUUUUGUAACAACAGGAAAUUUGGUGGCUUUUUAUCACUUUAAGUUAGCUUCAGGAUAGUCGAAAAAAUUUCGGUGUGACGUCAUGUCUGUUAUGGUGACUCAUCGGUUAACUUUUAUUUUAAUUUUCUUCAUCUAAAACGUUUGAAACAGUGUCUUUAAUUACAAAGUUUACUCUCGCCGUUUUGGCCUGUUUUCGGGUUCGAAAAUGUAUGAUUUUACCAAAAAUAGGUCUACAUGUUUGGGACUUUUCGGGAUUCAUUUUUACAAAUUUUUCUUUGUUUGUGCUUCCGAACCUUUUUAUGUUGUUAAAAUAAUAAUAGUAAAUAUCCGUUUAAAAAAAUUUUAAAAAAUAGCUAAAUACAUUUGAAAUUGUAUAAAAAACAUUCUCCUUACCAGAGCUCUUUGAGAUAAACCUCGGUUAAGAGCCUCGCCUUAAGCCUCGCUUUCAAAUAUGCCUUGUUUGUACAGGGACGUUUUUUUUGUUGCGCAUGUGCCCUGGGUGGUUUCCCGUUUUUUACAAAAUCUGGCAUUGCGAAUUAAAAAGCAUACUGGAUAUGGUGAAAGAAAAACAAUUUUUUGUCAACUAAAUACUGUUUUUAGACCAAAAUUGGUCCGAAAAAUAAACAGGCUUUGUUUAUCGUUAAAAGUUGGCAUAGUAAAUAUACUAAAGUCAAAAUAUUGAUUUUUCGUCACCUUAAUUAUGAUUUGGGCCAAAUUAUGAUUCACUCAUGCUUAAUUAUGAUAUCAUGACGGUAUUGGUAUUUUUUUAACCAAAAUUUAGAUAUAACAUUUGCUUUUUUUUAGGUUAUAGGUAUAUUUCGCCGUUAUAUAAAUGUUACAGGUUAAAAUAUCUUGUAGUAUAUACAAAAAUGGCAGGAGCAAAAAGGAAGGCACAAAUUGCCUUAUCACUAAGCCCCGUUGUUAAGCAAAAAGAAAGAGAGAGUUAAAAU
Hydractinia symbiolongicarpus is the source of this 3664-nucleotide messenger RNA. Its product is annotated as electrogenic aspartate/glutamate antiporter SLC25A13, mitochondrial-like. The record is from RefSeq and is a predicted model, not a curated record. Lineage: Eukaryota; Metazoa; Cnidaria; Hydrozoa; Anthoathecata; Hydractiniidae. Gene Ontology annotation, molecular function: L-glutamate transmembrane transporter activity; L-aspartate transmembrane transporter activity; calcium ion binding. The transcript has 19 exons. Bases 205 to 2256 code for a protein of 683 amino acids. Gene Ontology annotation, biological process: aspartate transmembrane transport; malate-aspartate shuttle; L-glutamate transmembrane transport.